CUGACACGUCGUACGAGGGCAACAGCUGUUAUAACCUGUUUCCCAACUCGGACAAUAACGAAGCAGGUCCAUUUCUUGCAGAGAGAUUCGUCGAACCGCACAAUAUGCAGGAACAGGAUAUUCCGAUCGACAUUAAUGCCGGGAAGUUACUGGAUUGGCUGCUUAAUCGAAGGCACUGCAAGAAGGAUUGGCACGCAAACAUUUUGACCAUCAGGCAGAAAAUUAAUAAUGCGAUACAGGAUAUGCCUGCUCACGAUGGCAUCGCCUCAUUGUUGUCCGGCGCCUAUAUAAAUUAUUUUUACUGCGUGAAGAUUGUGGAAAUCUUGAAAGAAACGGAAGCGGAUACGAAAAAUUUAUUUGGACGUUAUGGCUCGCAAAGGAUGAAAGACUGGCAGGAGAUUUUGCGGCUGUAUGAAAAGGACAACAUAUACCUUGCCGAAGCCGCGCAAAUGCUCAUGAGAAAUGUCAAUUACGAGGUUCCCAGUAUUAAAAAGCAGAUACAGAAGUUGGAACAGUCGUUAACUGAAUUGGAAAAGAAAGAGACGGAAUAUAAAAAGUCGGAAAAUAUCGCGCAUACGGAGUACAGCGCGCUGUGCAAACAAUUAGGCAUAACUGGAUACAGUACAGCCAGGCGCGAGUUAAUGGACAAGGUGAGAGAGUUGCCGGAAAUUUAUCAGAGAGUAGCGGAGAAAACGAAGAGUUUGGACAAGGUGGUGGAGUUUUACAGCGCAUUUGUUGAAUUUACUUUUGGCCAGCAAUACGACAACGAUUGCGUGUCGGUGAUUAAAUAUAUCAUAGAGAAGGGGAACACGACGAUGUUCGAAUACACUUAUGGAGAAGUGCCAGUAUCGAUAAUUGAGCCGCCAUUGAAUAUUAAAGCGGAUGAAGAUGAAAGUAAUGGGGGGCCUGGUAUGGACGCCAAUGCUAUUGAUUUCGGCGACUUGGAUCUGGAUGGAGAGAUUGAUUUUGGUGAAGAAGUUGAUUUGAACACAGGAGGCGAUAUUGACUGGGGUGACGAAAAUUUGGAGCAACCUACCGCGGGAGAAAUAAAUUAUAAUAUUUCUUUGGAAGAAUCGGGUAUAGUUGUGGAAGCAGCAGGUCACGAAGGUGGAGUGGCCACGGGGUCUGAGGCAUACAUGAUAUUAGACAAUCCAACAACGAGAUCCGAAUUUAUCAAUCAGCUGUUUGAGCUGGAAGCAUUUAUGAAGCUACGACUGUACGAAUUCAAAGGCGACGAUAGGGAUAAUCUUCUUAGCUUUAGUCAGAUGCAGGACGCUUCGUCUGUUCUGCAACUUUCUACGAUAGAGACCACUCAGAACAUGCUGGAUAACGUUCAAGUUAUCCUCUCUGAGAUAUUGCACAACAAUGUCCAGCAUUUACAUAACAUCAAACAUUAUCCAAGGUACGUGGACGUAGUAACUGUUACUUUAAAGCAAAAGUUAAACCUGAUCGAUAGAAUGGUAACUCAACAAAAAUCUGUGCGACAAAAGCAAGAUGACACGCAGAAUCAAAUUGAUAAGUUGCGACCUCUAUUAAAACUCGUCAUACAAAGAACUAAAGAACUACAAACAGAGAUAGAGCAAGAUAUUUCCAAGAAGUACAAGAAUAGGACGGUAUAUUUAAGCGGAGGUGUAAAUAUGUUGUAGCUGUCAAACAUUCGAAAAGAAAAAAAAAUCGUUGAACUGUGUCAAAUGUAAAUAAUAUCUAUGCUAAGAUAAUACAAUUUUGCUAUCGUGUA
Molecule: messenger RNA, 1738 nt
Organism: Vollenhovia emeryi
Lineage: Eukaryota; Metazoa; Arthropoda; Insecta; Hymenoptera; Formicidae
Product: CDK5 regulatory subunit-associated protein 3
Exons: 9
Coding region: 105-1646 (513 amino acids)
Biological process (GO): regulation of mitotic cell cycle; regulation of cyclin-dependent protein serine/threonine kinase activity
Cellular component (GO): endomembrane system
Source: RefSeq, a predicted model, not a curated record